Lathyrus sativus (Indian pea) is the source of this 570-nucleotide messenger RNA. Lineage: Eukaryota; Viridiplantae; Streptophyta; Magnoliopsida; Fabales; Fabaceae. The record is from the annotation of a GenBank genome assembly.
AUGGCAUUCUCUAAUGCUUUGGUUUUGUGCUUCUUUUUAGCAUUCAACAUGGCACUUCCGUCCCUUGCAACUGUCUACACUGUGGGAGAUGCUUCAGGUUGGGUAAUCGGUGGUGAUUAUAGCACAUGGGCCAGUGACAAAACCUUCGCAGUUGGUGAUAGCCUCGUGUUCAACUAUGGAGCUGGUGCGCACACUGUGGAUGAAGUUAAAGAAAGUGACUAUAAAUCAUGCACAUCUGGAAACUCAAUUAGCACGGACAGUACUGGUGCCACAACUAUUCCUCUUAAGAAAGCAGGCAAACAUUACUUCAUAUGUGGUGUUCCUGGACAUUGUACCGGUGGCAUGAAACUUUCUAUUAAGGUUAAGGCCUCUUCUGGUUCUUCUGCCGCUCCUUCUGCAACACCAUCAUCAUCAUCAGGGAAAGGCUCACCUUCUUCCGAUGACACACCCGCCACAACUGCCACCACCACUACCCCUACUAAGCAAAAUGAAUCUUCAGCUACUAGUCUCUCACCAAUUGUUGCUUUGUUUUUUACUGUUUCAUGGAUCUUUAGUUAUAUUUUGGUAUGA